This is a messenger RNA of Urocitellus parryii (Arctic ground squirrel), 7639 nucleotides long. RefSeq names its product ataxin 1 (gene Atxn1). Gene Ontology annotation, molecular function: protein binding; RNA binding. Gene Ontology annotation, biological process: nervous system development; negative regulation of transcription by RNA polymerase II. Gene Ontology annotation, cellular component: nucleus. NCBI's taxonomy places the organism in Eukaryota, Metazoa, Chordata, Mammalia, Rodentia, Sciuridae. The record is from RefSeq and is a predicted model, not a curated record.
ACAUCAUUUCUACUACAGUGGCGGAGCCGUACAGGACCUGUUUCACUGCAGGGGGAUCCAAAACAAGCCCCGUGGAGCAGCCGCCAGAGCGACAGCAGCCGCAAGACAUUGUUUCUCUCCCUCUGUCCCCCUUCCCCACGCAACCCCAGAUCUAUUUACACUUUACAGAGCAUCGUGCACCGAGUCACCAGGGUGGUCCAUUCAAGCUGCAGAUCCGUUUGUCCUCCUUACACAGCAAUCUCGUCCCCCACUGCCACCACAGGGAAGUACAUCGAAUGUCAGCGUCCUGGGGCAUAAGGAAAGAAAUUGUCUGGAAGACCCAAAAGUAGUGCUGCUGCGGACCACGGGCAAGACAGAGCGGGCUUCAGUCUGCACGAAGAAUCUGGAAACACGCAUGGUUUUCGGUCCAGGCCUCUUACCUCGAGUCUCUACUGCCACCUUUUCUACUCAAGCAAAAUCUGUGUGAAGAGAUCUGCUGGGAGGAGCCAGGGCGCAUGGUCCUGCAUUGUGAUGAAAGCACCUAGUGCAGGUGUCUCUCACCCCUCUGUGAACACAAGGAAGACCACGUCGGGGCUCGGAGACCUCCAGCUUCGCUGGGGAGGCUCCAUGCUGGAGAACAGGCCAAGGCUCCCUGGGAACGGUGUGCAGUGAAUGUUAAUCCGGAACCGCUGUUGGCCGAGUGUACCCACGGGGAGAUGAUUCCUCAUGAAGAGCCUGGAUCCCCUACAGAAAUCAAAUGUGACUUUCCGUUUAUCAGACUAAAAUCAGAGCCAGCCAGACAGUGAAACGGUCACCGUGGAGGGGGGACGGCGAAAAAUGAAAUCCAACCAAGAGCGGAGCAACGAAUGCCUGCCUCCCAAGAAGCGCGAGAUCCCCGCCACCAGCCGGCCCUCCGAGGACAAGGCCACCACCGCCCUGCCCAGCGACAACCACCGGGCAGAGGGCGUGGCAUGGCUCCCCAGCAACUCUGGUGGCCGAGKCCACGGGGGCGGGAGGCACGGGCCCACAGGGACUUCUGUGGAGCUUGGUUUACAACAGGGAAUAGGUUUACACAAAGCAUUGUCCACCGGGCUGGACUACUCCCCACCCAGCGCUCCCAGGUCGGUCCCCGCAGCCACCACGCUGCCCACGGCGUACCCUCCCCCGCAGUCAGGGACUCCSGUGUCUCCCGUUCAGUACGCCCACCUUCCGCACACCUUCCAGUUCAUCGGCUCCUCCCAGUACAGCGGGCCCUAUGCCGGCUUCAUCCCAUCGCAGCUGAUCUCCCCAUCGGCCAACCCUGUCACCAGUGCAGUGGCCUCCGCCGCGGGGGCCACCACUCCAUCCCAGCGCUCCCAACUGGAGGCCUAUUCCACCCUGCUGGCCAGCAUGGGCAGCCUGAGCCAGGCACCGGGACACAAGGUUGAGCCGCCGCCUCCGCAGCACCUCGGCCGGGCUCCGGGGCUGGUCACCCCGGGGUCCCCCCCACCCACCCAGCAGAACCAGUACGUCCACAUUUCCAGCUCUCCGCAGAGCAGCGGGCGCGCGGCCUCUCCUUCGGCCAUCCCCGUCCACCUCCACCCGCAUCAGACRAUGAUCCCGCACACGCUCACCCUGGGGCCCCCCUCGCAGGUGGUCGUGCAGUACACCGACUCCGGCGGCCACUUCGUUCCCCGGGAGUCCACCAAGAAAGCCGAGAGCAGCAGGCUGCAGCAGGCCAUGCAGGCCAAGGAGGUCCUGAACGGGGAGAUGGAGAAGAGUCGGCGGUACGGGGCUCCGUCUUCGGCCGAGCUGGGCCUGGGCAAGGCGGGCAGCAAGGCGGUCCCUCACCCGUACGAGUCCAGGCACGUGGUGGUCCACCCGAGCCCUGCGGACUACAGCAGUCGAGAUCCCUCGGGGGUCCGGGCCUCGGUGAUGGUCCUGCCCAACAGCAGCACGCCCGCAGCUGACCUGGAGGUGCAGCAGGCCACGCACCGGGAGGCCUCCCCGUCCACCCUCAACGACAAAAGCGGCCUGCACUUAGGGAAGCCCAGCCACCGGUCCUAUGCGCUGUCACCCCACACGGUCAUCCAGACCACGCACAGUGCUUCAGAGCCUCUCCCUGUUGGGCUGCCCGCCACCGCCUUCUACGCGGGGACUCAACCCCCGGUCAUCGGCUACCUGAGCGGCCAGCAGCAAGCAAUCACCUACGCCGGCAGCCUGCCCCAGCACCUGGUGAUCCCCGGCACCCAGCCCCUGCUCAUCCCSGUGGGCAGCACUGACAUGGAGGCGUCCGGGGCAGCCUCUGCCAUAGUCACGUCGUCGCCCCAGUUCGCUGCAGUGCCUCACACGUUCGUCACCACCGCCCUGGCCAAGAACGAGAACUUCAACCCCGAGGCCCUGGCCACCCAGGCCGCCUACCCAGCCAUGGUGCAGGCCCAGAUCCACCUGCCCGUGGUGCAGUCGGUGGCCUCGCCCGCCGCGGCGCCUCCCACGCUGCCGCCCUACUUCAUGAAAGGCUCCAUCAUMCAGUUGGCCAACGGAGAGCUCAAGAAGGUGGAGGACUUGAAAACGGAAGACUUCAUCCAGAGCGCAGAGAUCAGCAACGACCUCAAGAUCGACUCCAGCACAGUGGAGCGCAUCGAGGAGAGCCACAGCCCAGGCGUUGCCGUGAUCCAGUUCGCCGUCGGGGAGCACCGAGCACAGGUCAGCGUUGAGGUUUUGGUAGAGUACCCUUUUUUUGUGUUUGGACAGGGCUGGUCAUCCUGCUGCCCAGAGAGAACCAGCCAGCUCUUUGAUUUGCCGUGUUCCAAACUCUCUGUUGGGGAUGUCUGCAUCUCGCUGACCCUCAAGAACCUGAAGAACGGCUCUGUUAAAAAGGGCCAGCCCGUGGAUCCUGCCAGCGUCCUGCUGAAGCACUCAAAGACGGACAGCCUGGCGGGCAGCAGACACAGGUAUGCCGAGCAGGAGAAUGGAAUCCAUCAGGGAAGUGCCCAGCUGCUCUCUGAGAAUGGUGAACUGAAGUUUCCAGAAAAAAUAGGAUUGCCUGCAGCGCCCUUCCUCACCAAAAUAGAACCCAGCAAGCCCACGGCCACGAGGAAGAGGAGGUGGUCAGCUCCGGAGACCCGCAAACUGGAGAAGCCCGAAGAGGAGCCACCUUUGACUCUUCCCAAGCCCUCUCUCAUCCCUCAGGAGGUCAAGAUCUGCAUCGAGGGCCGGUCUAACCUGGAGUUGCUCACGAGCAAGAUACUGRAAGUUUCAAUGUGGUUUAAAGGGAUGAAUGUGAAUUAUGAACUAGUAUGUGACCAUAAAUGACCACCAAGUACUACCUGACAGGAGACACUUGCCACUUUGAUGUUGGAGAAGGAAUUCAAGGCAUAUGCAGAGUUGGCAGAGAAACUGAGAGAGAAGGGAUGGAGAAAAGAAUACUCAUUCUUGUCCAGUGUUUUUAAGAUGAACUUUUAAAGAACCUUGCAAUUUGCACAUCUUGAGUUUAUAAUUUGUGUGAUAUUCCUGCAGUUUUUAUCCAAUAACAUUGUGGGAAAGGUUUGGGGGACGGAACGAGCAUAAAUAAAUGUAGCAAAAUUACUUUCUAACCUGCCUAAAUGCUAGGCCAUUUUAUAAGGUUAUGUUCCUUUCAAAAAUUCAUUUUGGUCUUUCUACCACAUCUGUCAUGAAAAGCCAGGUCUUAGCAGGACAACUCUGAGAAUUUUCUUCAGAUUCAUUGAGAGAGUUUUCCAUAAARACAUUUAUAUAUGUGAGCAAGUUUUUUUUUUWWWAAAUUACUUUAUUAUUGUUAUUAAUGUUAUUUUCAGAAUGACUUUUUUUUUCUAUUUGAAAUCAAAUCAAGAUUUAAUGUUUGGUACAAACCCAGAAAGGGUAUUUCAUAAAGUUUAAACCUUUCAUUCCCAGAGAUCUGAAUCAUCAUUUGUGGGUUUCAAGUGCAUCCUAACGUGCUUUACAAAACAACAACAACAACAACAACAAAUGUUUUAUAAGUAGGGAGAAGUUUUUAAAUAUUCUUACUUGGAUGGCUGCAGCUAAACAAAUAUACUUAUUAGAUUUUUCUUUUUCCAGUGAAAGUAGUACUUCUUCCAUUUCACAAAUUUAAAAAAAAAAAAAAAAUCCUAACUUCAACCCACAGGUUAGCUGUCUAGUAUUCAUUUACAUUUAGCUCUCAGCAGGACUAAUGAUUUUUAUAAACCAGUUUCUGGGGUGUACCAAAAACAUUUAAAUAGGUUUAGAAAUAGCUAAACUCCUUCCUUGACUUGUCUUGAAACUUCAUUACCCUCUCGGCAUGCUGCAGUCCUCCUGCUUAGUUAGUGCUGUUUUUCUUAAACGUUUCUGUUCAGAGAACUUGCUUAAUCUUCCAUAUAUUCUGCUCAGGGCACUUGCAAUUAUUAGGUUUGGGUUUUCUUUUCUUUCUUUUUUUUUUUAACCUUGAAUAGUGAGAGGAACAUGGGGCUACCCCACGGACUUUGUUCUCAUUCAUACCACUAUUUACAACAGCUCACCUGGGCUCAGAAAAACACACCCCACCUUCCGGGCCCGCUUGGCGAAUGGAACUGACCACAUCCACUCAACCAACACUAAAACGGGAAAAAAAAAACACAUUUGGUCCGAAGCAAUAGGAGCACCAUCGCGAUUCCGUGGUCCUCCCCUGGGUUCCCAUCGCAUCCUCUUGCUCUCUCAGCAUGUGCAAUACUUUCUGUGCCAACAGAGUCUGACCUGUGUGCUUUCUAGUUAAAGCGCAUUUCCUUUUGGCUUUUUUUUUCCCCUGUGUGGUUGGUGGAUCUUCCCCAUUCUGGCCAGAGAAGGGCUGGAGGGAAGGAACCAGAACGGGGAGCCCUCCCGCCUUUCCCCUGCUGUGGAUGCUGAGUGCUUGGGCUGGCGGGGGAGCCUGCAGGAGGCAGGUGUCUGUCACCAUGUCACACAGAGAGCCAGCCCAGGAGAUCUGGGGGAAGAGCUUCCGUCCCCCCAUCACCCCGUGAAAUAGUGAAUGGAAUGGAGGAAGGAGGCAGAUCACGUCCAAGACGCACCCUGGAGCCACGCAGGCUGGAGUCACCCAUUUUCCAUGGCCAUUUCUCCUGGGGGGUCUGUGUCCUUGAGACCUGGAGCCCUGGCUCUGAGCAUGGGCAGCAAGCGUGGUGGCCCUUGGUGCACCGUGCAUGCCAUCCGAGCGUGCCGGCCAGUGGCUGUGGAGGGGACCACCUGCCAACCUGGUCACUGCUCUCUUGUGGCAGCUCUCCUCUCCAAGUAGGAAGAACACGCAGAAGACGGGAGCCUCCUCUGGUUUGCAGACAGGCGAGUCCGGAGCAGCCUGUCGCCACUUCUGUGUAGCAAACCUAACAAUGACAGGGGUAGAAACUCUUCGGUGCCGGUCAGUGUACGAGGAUCAGCCACGUGCCUCUGUACUGUCCUCUUGGCAAUAUUUACCAACAKCCGUCUUUCUUUCCUCUUUCUUUCCCGUUUUCCAUUUUUUUAAAACUUAGAUAACAGCAGGCCUUUUACGUUUACAACUGAACACAAUCACCAAGAAAUUAGUCAGGGCGAAAAGAAAAAAAAUAAUAAUAAUAAUACUAUUAAUAAGAAACCAACAAACAAGAACCUCUCUUUAUAGGGAAUUUCUCAAUAUAUAAAAAUGACUGUUCCUUUAGAAUGUUGAACUUGGGAAUCAUUUCAGUUUGUCUGGGCCACAUGGCGGGCAGAGGGGGAGGGAGGGGUACAGAGACGGCCACCACUUACCUCAAACCUUUAAAAAAAACAGUAGAAAUACAAACUGCAUUUCAUUGGGACUUUGGGGAUGGUUUUUGACGUCGGUUUUUGUUCUCCCCGGUUCACCUGGUCUGGUCUGGGAUGAUAUGAUUUAUUUCCCCCCCCUGUGGCAGUGAUGGUGGCUGAUCCCAUUCAGUGAACUGUGACCCUGUGUGUUUUCUGUUCGGUGAGUGUGUCGGGUCCCCCCCUCCCUCUCCCCUAAAGGAACUCUGCGGAACUUUCACACCUCUUACUCAGGGACGGGGCUGGUGUGUGUGGAACACUGAGGUCCAGCAGCGGCACUUUGCUGCUCUGGAGUAGGGCUGUGCAACUUCCAGGAACGUUUGGGUUUCCUGCAUCGUGUGAUCACUCCUUAGAUCCUGCAUAGACUGCAAUAGAAUGCUGCAUGUUCAAGACGAACAGUAGCUCCUGGUAUUCAUAAAAAUCCACUCUUUGCACAUAGUUUGAAACCUUACUGAAAUAAGUUGCCAAAAUUUAUUUUUUGUUGUCGUAGCUUUGGAUUCACUUUUGGUUUUUUUUUUUUUUUUUAAGGAAACAAUUGACAAUACCCUUUUAACAUCUGUGACUACUAAGGAAACCUAUUUCUUUCAUAGAGAAAAAAAAAAUCUGAGAUGCUUUUGAAGACACUAAUGCUAUGCUAUUUCAGACAUGGGUGAGGAAGCAGAGYUCUGGGGACAGAAAACCGGGCUUCUUGAGCCGCGCUGGUUGUCAUGGAUACUGUUUCCUGAAUCACGAGCCGCUCAACGAACUGGCCCGGUCUCUCCUGAAACCCUUGGCACUUCCGAUUUCCUAGUCACCCUCGAUAAAUCCAGGUGAAAACAGGGCCGGAGGUCUCCCUGGCCCAAUCCGGUUUCUGCAGUGAAUGAAAGAGAAUUACACUUUUUGGUUGUUUUUAAAGUGGAGUGGAGGCCGUUGCUUCUACAUUUUGUGUUUUUAACCCAGAAUUUCUGAAAUAGAGAAUUUAAGAACACAUCAAGUAAUAAAAAUACAGAGAACAUACUUUUUAUAAAGCACAUGCGUAUGGUGUAUUGUGAUGGGUUGGUUUCCUCUCUUUUCCACGGACAGUGUUGUGUUUCUGUUCAUAAGGAAACUCCAAACAACUUGCACACCUCUACUCCGGAGCUGAGAUUUCUUUUACAUAAAUGACCUCGCUUCAAAUAUGUUACCUUACUGAUAGGAUCUUUUCUUGUAGCACUAUACCUUGUGGGAAUUUUUUUUUCCUUUAAUGUACACCUAAUUUGAGAAGCUGAAGAAAAAUAAAAAAUUUAAGCACUCACUUKGAGGAGUACAGGUAAUGUUUUUAAAUAAAAUUGCACAAAAGAAAAAUGAAUGUCGAGAUGAUUCAUUCAGUGUUUGAAAGAUGUGAUCUGUUGAAACAGUGAGUUUCAUACUUGUUUGUAAAAACGGAGAAGAAAAAUCGGAGAAAGGUUUGAAAGUUACAUGUUUGGACUUUUUUUUUUUUGUAUAUAGAAAUUUGUCAUGUCUAAAUGAUCAGAUUUGUAUGGUUGUGGCCUGAAAGAAUUACUACGUCAUAGGCUCUUAAACGACACCUAUGCUUCCUGUGAUGUGUUUGUUACAUAGCCCUCGGCCGAGGGGGAGAGACGCUGCGUACCGCUGUUUGAGAAUACUGUUCAUUCCUGGCUGAAAGUACUUCUCAGAGCUCCCUUUUUAGUCUAAACUCUUCUAAGCCACUUGCAACUACUUUUUCUUCAGAGAUGAUGUUUUUGACAUGUUCAGCACUUCCUGUUCCUAUAAACCCAAAGAAUAUAUUCCUGAACAUGAAGUGUUUCUAAAAGGGAUCCUAGCUACCAAUAAAACAGGACUCAUUCUGAGGACAAAAUUUAUAUAUAUAUAUAAAAUUUUUAAAAAAAGGUUAGCCUUCUUGCCCCGUACACACACACACACA